This is a messenger RNA of Sitodiplosis mosellana (orange wheat blossom midge), 2353 nucleotides long. Its product is annotated as zinc finger protein 583-like. The coding region runs from base 1004 to 2188 and encodes 394 amino acids. The transcript is spliced from 2 exons. Gene Ontology annotation, biological process: regulation of transcription by RNA polymerase II. NCBI's taxonomy places the organism in Eukaryota, Metazoa, Arthropoda, Insecta, Diptera, Cecidomyiidae. The record is from RefSeq and is a predicted model, not a curated record. Gene Ontology annotation, molecular function: RNA polymerase II cis-regulatory region sequence-specific DNA binding; DNA-binding transcription factor activity.
GUAGAAUGGUUAAAAUUUGGCCUAAGAUCAUUUUAUAAAAUAUCAAUGAUUUCCUUUACUUUUCAAUAAAAUAAUUUGACUUCAACGAUUAUUUUUAAUUGCAUUCUGUAAAAUAGAUGAAAAUUGUUGGCUAUCAACAAAGUUCGAAACGACAAACCUCACAAUGAACUGUGGAUUUGCAAAUGGAAGGAAGAUCUGUCUGUGUUUUAAUAAAUGUUCAGUCUAUUUCAUUGUUCUGGCCAAUCUUCCAUCUGAUGCUGCUAUCAGUAACCAAGGCAAACUGAAUUUUGAAUUGAAAAGGAGUCAAUUGCUUACAUUUAGUAUUCUUGUUCAAAUAUCUCAAUGCUAUUUCAUCGCAGUAAAUUAACGCUUGACGUGGAUUUGAUGGUUGAAAAAUAAGGGGAGAGCUUUAGCUUCGUCACAGAGAUUUCGUUCUAUUUUCACUUGAUAUCCGGAAAGACUUUCAAACUUCUUGGAUGAAAGAUGUGAAAUCAUUGAUUUUGGUAAUAAAAACUCGACAAAUUCAUUUUGAAAGAACAUUUCUGUGUCACUUGUUCUUGUGACAAAAAAAAAGCUCUUUCGAUAUUGCCGCCGUAUCAAUCCAAACAGUUAUGCCACUCUCAGUGUGAACAAGCACUUACUUUGUCCAAUGACAGCUAAUUUACCGCCUUAAUUCAUCGAUGCUGUCAUUCAAGUUGGAGUAUCAAGUAGAAUCAGCUACGUGUGCAUAUUUUUGGCUAAAGUGAGCCUCAUUCACUGCUCUAGUAAUUGAAUCAAUCACAUUAAAUCAAAAUUAUCGCAAUAAUAUCACUUUAUUCCAACCACUGUGCAGAACUGAACCAUUGUCAUUAGAAAAAAGCCUCAAAGUUCGAAGUUGAUCUUGUAUUUUAUUCAUUUUCUGGCAUUUUGCUAUCGCACUACCGAAUUAGGUUAGGUUUGACUGGCUUUGACUUGAAAAACAACUUCUGAUUUGAUAUUCAAGAGUCAACGUUUGACAUAUACGAUGAAUGACACGCAUUCAGACGAAAUUAGGUGCCACACAAUCGAUUCGGCGAACGCUGCCGAUGGCGGUAGUCAAUCAACACGGUCCGAAAUGAAUAUCGAUGUGGAUUGCGAUUCAGUUGCAAUCAAAUUGGAGCCCGAUGUCAAAGAAGAACCAGAGGCAGUUUGCUUGGUGUCUGGUCCGAAUCAACAUCGAAUGCCACAUGUCAAGUUGGAACCAGUCGAUGACACAAGCAUGGAUGAUUUUGAUUCGACUCAUGUCAAACCAGAGCCCAAAGCUGAUAAGGUGGAAAACGCCGAUUGCAAGCCAGAAGAAAGCAAACAAUCACAGCAAAGCGGUGAUGGCUCAGGCAAGAGAAACAUUGACGUCAAACAGGCUAAAAAGCAGAAUCGCGAUGGUCACAAAACAUUAGCUGCGAAAUUGAAGUCAAUCGAAGCGAAAGGCAGAGCCAGAUCGGUCAUCAUUGCAUCUCACAAGAAGCGAUCAGCUGUAAAAAGGAUCAAGAAACAGCACAAAUGCCCAUCAUGUGAUUUUGUUACACCAUGGUCAACUGUUUUGAAGAGGCAUAUAUUGACGCACACUGGCGAGAAACCGUUCCCGUGCAACAUCUGUAACAAACGAUUCACAACAAAAUCGAAUAUUCAAUCACAUUUGGAAACACACACCGAUGUAUUUCCGUUCAGCUGUUCAGUUUGCCUAAAGCGAUUUGCUCAGAAUGAUGAAAAAUUACCGCAUGAAGCCACUUGCGAUGGACGACGCUACGAAUGCUACUUGUGCAAGAAGUUUUCUACUUCAAAUAAGGCCGACUUGAAGAUGCAUAUGCGUGUGCACACCGGCGUAAGACCUUUCCGAUGCAACAUUUGCUUCAAUAGAUUCACCACAAAGGCUCAUCUAAAGAGGCAUUCAAAAGUUCACACAAAUCCUCGUCCGGUGAAAUUUCAAUGCGUGGUUUGUGCCCGGAACUUCUCUCAAGAGAUGGAAAAGCAGGAGCACGAAUUAAAGUGCCAAAGUCGACGAUAUGAAUGUUACUUGUGCAAGCGCUAUGUGGCAUAUCAAAAAACGAAUAUGAUUUUCCACAUGCGUGGUCAUCACACCGGUGUCAAACCAUUCCAAUGCAAACAAUGCUCAAGUUGUUUUAAGCAAGUUUCAGACUUUAAUAACCAUAAUAAACGUCACCACAAGUAAUAACCAGGAUGAAAACCGAACCUUUUAUCAAACUAAAUGUUUCUUUUCGAAAAGUUCGCGCAUUUUUUUGAGUAAAAAAGAGACACCAGAUGCUUUGGAUCGACUGGGAAAUCUUUCAAUGUUAAAUCUAUGAAAAUAAAUAAAUAAGGAAGUUUGAAGUCAAAA